AUGACUGUGUCCUCUCACGUCUCGGGCGGUCUGACCGCCAGCCAAGUCACCUCCUUCCAGAACAACGGCUAUCUCAUCAUCGAGGAUGCCCUCUCACCGUCUACGGUGAAGUCCUUGCUAGACGAGACAAACUCGCUGCUGAGCAACUUUAGCCUGGAUGACCACCCCAUGACCAAGUUCAGCACGGGAGGCGAGGACGGACAAGAUCACGUGGGUGACGACUACUUCCUGACCUCGGGCGACAAGAUCCGCUUCUUCUUCGAGGAGGACGCCUUCGACCCAAAGGGCAACCUGACCAAGCCCAAGGAGAGGGCCAUCAACAAGAUCGGCCACUACCUGCACGCCCUCAGCCCGCCAUUCGCCAGCUUACUGAACGGAGACAGCGGCGCGGCCACGCAGGCCGUGCCGGCGGAGAUCGCGAGGUCGCUGGGCUACAGCGACCCGAGGUGUCUGCAGAGCAUGGUGAUUUGCAAGCAGCCUGAGAUCGGGGGCGCGGUCCCGCCACAUCAGGACAGCACCUUCCUGUACACAAACCCGCCGAGCGCCGUUGGGUUCUGGUACGCGCUCGAGGACGCGACGCUCGAGAAUGGCUGUCUGAGCUUUUUGCCCGGAUCGCACAAGUGGGCACCUAUCUCAAAACGGCUCGUCCGUAAGGCAGAAAACGCAGGGACGGAGAUGGCUUCCAACGACGGGCCGAGGUUCCCGCCUGGAGACGAAUAUGGUGAGAGGGCAGACACGCCGGCAAGGGAUGAGGAUUAUAUCCCCGGCGAGGUCAAGGCUGGGUCGCUGGUGCUCAUCCACGGCAAUAUCCUCCACAAGAGUGAGAAGAACCUCAGCCAGAAGGGGAGGAUCAUCUACACCUUCCACAUCAUCGAGGGAGGAGGUGAGAGGGUGUAUGACGAGAAGAACUGGCUGCAGCCUCCGGUGGAGGGCUUUACGAAGCUGUACUCUUGA
Molecule: messenger RNA, 954 nt
Organism: Diaporthe amygdali
Lineage: Eukaryota; Fungi; Ascomycota; Sordariomycetes; Diaporthales; Diaporthaceae
Product: phytanoyl-CoA dioxygenase family protein
Exons: 2
Coding region: 1-954 (317 amino acids)
Source: RefSeq, a predicted model, not a curated record